This is a messenger RNA of Heterobilharzia americana, 3648 nucleotides long. The record is from the annotation of a GenBank genome assembly. NCBI's taxonomy places the organism in Eukaryota, Metazoa, Platyhelminthes, Trematoda, Strigeidida, Schistosomatidae.
ACAAAAGAUAUGAACAGGAUACUCAGAGUUAUGUGAAAACUGUAAUAUGCCAUAUUUACAAAAGUUUUGCGAAAUUAAGAAACAGCCCUACUCAGUUUGGGGGAAAUUUGAGGAUUGCGAUACGUGCCUUGUCUAACAGUUGCAUCACAUAUCGUGUGUGCAGUGCAUAUCCUAUUCUGUUGCAAGUGAAUUCAGUUUCGCAAACAUGCUAUAAAACACAUUCUUCAUUGGCUUUAAUCAGUCUAUUUGAUACGUCGUUUCUCAGAUUCGUUACAACUUUAUUACCCACGUUCUAUAAAAGACCAAACGUUCUAGUACUUUCAGGCUUUAAAAGCUUCUACUCCUUCAUAUUGCUUUUCAGUCCCUUCACGAAUUAUUCUUGAUGAAUUUCUUCAGUCAGUUCCUAGAACUGUGGAAUUCGCGGUUUCCUGGAGAUAAUAAGGCUCCUCAAUUGGAUUGUUUGAAGGCGGAUCAGUUUAGCUCCGUGGUUGAUCAGAAACGUGCACUUGAGGAACAAUCUUGUAAACUAUCGAUGUCAAUUGAAGAGCUCAAACAAAAGAUUGACUAUGAGUCUUUCACAAAUGAUUAUCUACAGAAGUGCAUUCAGAAGCUGGGCGCUAUUUCACAGGUUUUUAGUGAAAUUGAACAUAAUGACCCAAAAGUGUAUGGAACUUCGAACAAUCAACUUUCGCAAGUUAAUAAUUUCCCUGGUGAUAUUCCGAGCACGAUGUUGUCCCACACUACGGCAUCCUGCUUUUCUAGCAAUCCUCCUAAUUUUUCUUUGUUGCCGCAAUGUAUUGCAUCUGGUUUGAUAAAUUCUGCUUCUCCACUUCUUGCAGCUGUUGCUACUUCUACGGCUCCGUUUUUGUUCCCCACAACACUCACACACUUUUCAUGUCCAGAUGUAAUCAAAUCUGAUCCGGAUCAAGUUGGACAGUCCAACAGGCCUGCUGUUUCAGGUGAUCAUUCCCUUGUCCGGUCUUCAUAUGAGCAUCAACCUUUUGAGCUUACACCAUCUAUUCAUAACAGUUUGUUUUGUCCUGGAGCGACCUAUCCUCCGCCAGCAGUCUCACGCUCUUUGUCUCAUGAUACAGGAAGUUCCAUCAAAUCCAGUUAUUCAGCUAGGUUGAACGAUGGUUUAACAGGGUCCACUACCGAUGCUCAGGCAGCAGCUGUUGCUGUUGCAGCUGCUUUUGGACUCAAUUUUCCUACAGGUGGAUCUCUCGCUAAUAGCAAUAAUAUGAUGGGAUUUAAUAAACAGAGAAACCAGUCUGGUUCGAGUCUACUCCAAAUAUCCCCUUCGAGUUCUAUCAAUGGUGUAGAUGGAAAGGAAGAAGAUGGUUCAACUGAACGUCCUUUUCAGUGCAUGACAUGUUCAAGAAGUUUUUCUGUGAAGGCUGGUCUAGUGCAACAUAUGCGCACUCAUACAGAUGAGAGACCGUAUCCAUGUAUACAUUGUGGCAGAGCUUUUAAACAGAAAAUCCAACUCACUACACAUAUGCGUGUACAUAGUGGUGAACGACCAUAUGGUUGUCGUUUGUGUGGUAAAUUAUUCCGGCAGCAAAGUCAUGUAGUUCAGCACCUAAGAACUCAUACUGGAGAAAAGCCACAUAAAUGCUACCAAUGUGGUAAAGCCUUUCGACAGAAAUACAGCCUUAUUUCCCACCAACGUCGUAUGUGUCGCAAUCGUUCCGCAUCUAACCCGAUUGCAGCUGGAAUGACUAUGUGGAUAAGCCCGGGGGCCGGUGGGGAUACUGGUAAUCUCAUUAAAGAAUUUUCACCUAACAAAUGUAAUUCAUCUAUUGCUAGUCCGAAUGCUUCAUUAUCAACUCCAAUCUCAGUCAUGACCUCUCUUCAAUCACCCACAUCCCCAUUCCCUUCUUCACCGGUGUCUAAUAAUCUCACACUUCCACAAAACCAGUUUCAAAACCCGGUCACUUUAAACGGUGAUUCACAUUGUGAAAAUCCAGUUAUAACAAGGCCCCAUUGCAAUUCACUGUCUAAAAACAAAUAUGAACUACAAGAUUGGUCAUGUUCUCUGUCAAGGCAUCCAUCGCGCCUAACACCAGAAGAUGAUCCCAUUCAUAGUCCUAGAACUUCAAGAUCCAGUACUUUACAAAAUCAUGCUCCGAUGGGCCUUACCUAACAGAUGUCAUAGUUCUCUGAACUACAAAUGAUUCAGAAUAUAUUCACUAUUGUCCUAUUUGUUGUUGAAUUGUACUCGUAAUCUAUCAGUAGAUGCCCUUUGUUUUAUUUUGAUAAGACGUCAGCUGUUGUAUAUCAAACCAUUAAACUUAGGCAAAUACUGGAUGCAUUCACCUACUCAGAUUCUUUCAUUCAUAAUAAACAAAUUGAAUUAUUUUGCUGAUAUUGUAUUCUUUUGCCUGUAAGUGUUAUGACAGUGAUUCUUGUUAUUUCUGCUGCAUAUUAUUAAAGCCAUAGAAGCUUAAAUCCACUUAACCUCUACACUUUCGUUCUCCAAAUUUUCCACCAAUGUCGUUAUCUAUGAUUUUACCAUAUUGCAAAAAACUUGCUCCUUUAUUUUGUAAAGUGAUUUAAAAGUCAAUCUUUUUUCGUUUUUUCUUUACACUUCUCCCUCUCAUUCUCACAUUCAAUGGAUUUCCAACCCGGAUAAAUAAGUUUCAUCUACUUGUGUUUGCUGAGACAUGAAAUUAUCAAUCACUUUAAAUUUUGAUAUUUUUGACUAGAACAGUUGGAUCAUAUUCUUUGUUUGUUUGCGCUUGGUAUGAUCUUUUCUAUUUGUAAUUAAGCCCGAACUAUUCAAAUAUUAUAUCACAUGAUCCAACUUGAAUUAUCAGAAUCUAAGCUUUGAAUACCUUCGUUAUUAUUUUCAGUCUUAAAUUUAUUCGAAACCGUGUAGCUAUUGGCUGUUUGCGUCGUAUUUAUGCUUCGGUACUACGAAAAAUGUUCUGACAGUUUUUUUACCGUCAAAACUGUUUAUAACGCAAAGCAGAGUUUUACAAACAAAUUUAUCAACCUCGUAAGACAUGUUACAUUUUAAUUGUAGAGAUCAAGAUGUUUGGAUAAAUUCUGGAGGUGAUGAGAUUUCUUCCAAAUUACUGGCUUUUCAUCUGUUUAGGCUCUAAAUAAGUUGGUUGGAAACCUCAUUUUGUGUCAAAGUAUCCUAGAGGUUUUUGCAAAUCGUGUGUAACUGUUACUCUUUAAAUCAAUUAGUCAAUGGAGACAGUUUGUAUUUGCUACAGCGGUUUCUCUGUUUUAAUAUUCUUUACUAUAGUAAACUAAUGCACUUCACGAUAAAUCCAAUUUUGUUUGCAGUAACGCAAAGUAUUGCAUAUAUGAUGCACUUUAUAACAUUUGGGUAUCCACUGUCUGAUUAUUAGUUCGGUUACGAUUCGAUAUUUGUUGGUACGGGUGGUGUUACACUAGGUUUUUUAGGUGAGCGAACGAGUGGCAUCUUAUAAAAUAUCUUUCAAAAGAGCAGUUUAACUCCAAUGUAAUAGGUAACUGUGCUACAAUACGUCAAUCUGUGUCCCACCUUCAUAUGAUCUCCAGUUAUGCAGACGUUAAUUGUUAGGGCGGUACACUACCUUUUUUCCCCUAAUUAGCAUUCUGUUGUUGUAGUGAUCGCUUUAGAACUGAAAAGCUUCUAGCUAAAUGAUGCUAAAA